CCUCGUAAUUUAGAAGGAACGCUCUCCUCUUCCUAAGAGAUUCUAAAUAUGUGCUACGAUUUUUUACAUGACAAGAUUCUUCAGGGAAAUGACUGUUUAAUGAUACGGGCAUGUUUUCCUCCGCGAGGAAGAGGGAGAGGUGGAGGCGACUGGUCAUGUGGAGGGGGAGGGAUGAGGAGGCGAUCUGCUGUAGCGAGGCAGGGAGGGAGGGAGGGAUGGGCGACGGUGACGGUCACUGAAGCGCGGCUGAGGACGAUGCAAAGGGUGAGGAGGAGGCAGGGAGGGCGGUAAGGAGGGGCGAGGGACGCAAAGAGGAUGAGGAAAGGGUGGUUCACUACACUAGACUGAAGCAAAAACCUUGUGUGAUCAUCUCCGGUGUGAGUCAGCCAAGGUGACCCGCCCCUCAGCCAGCGUGCGGGCGGCGAGGACCACCAGUGGGUCUUUCUCACCAUCUCACACUCACAGCCACUGAUAAAACUCCAUCAGUCGUCAUAUCCCAUACAAUAAAGUAACGACAAUGACUGUUGGUGUUAAUGUUCUACAGGACUGUAACGUCACAGUCAUCCAGAUACCACUCAGUCUGAUCCAGGCCACCAGACCAUCAUGCAAGACUGCUGAGUUUGUUCCCUUGCGUCUGGCCAGUUAUACUGCUGCACCCUUAGCGUUAAUGUUGAUGGUGAUGAAUGAUGAUAGCAAGCUUCUUUCUGUCAACAUUACUCACACAGGCAUACACACGCUUCACCGCAUUUCUUUUCUGUAUGACUACAUUGGCCAAUCAAACAGCCUCUGUUCUGUCGGCAAUGACGCAAUACCUUCUCACCGAACUUAAAUAAACCCAAAAGUCAUCAAUGUUCCAAUACUGCUCAUUGUUGUCUAGCUUUUCCUCGAAGUGUGGAUUCACCAACACCUUCACCAGAGUAAUUUCCUGUGGUUCGGCAGAUUGCCAGGCAGCAGGUAAUGACAGAGUGACUGAUGGCUCGUGCUUUACUCGCCUGCUGCUGCCUCCCUCGACUGCAGGAUCUAAAUUAUUUAUAUUAAGGUGUUCUCUGAAUAAGAUGGAGAAACACAGUAUACAUAUUCUUCAACAUUGUAUCAGCUGAUAUCGCUGACGGCAUGAUGUCAUAGUAACCAUAGUAAGUUUGGAAGCGUCUUGCGUAGUAUUGUAACUUUCUGGUAACAUUGAAAACCAAAAUUAUCAUGAUGGUCAUCACUUUCCAAAACACACAAUCAUUCACUGCUAAUGUUUUACUGUAACGCCACCAAUAACUUGACAACAGGUACAGUACUUAAAGGAUGACGCUUUUCUGCUAAGUCUACUGAAAUUAAAGGGGCUAUUAUUGUACAGGCUCUAAGAAAGUUUCAAAACCAAAUAGAAAUAAUAUAGCAUAUUAAUGGCGUGUAAGGUCACAACGCUACAAGCGCUAGCAUACAGUAGGUCGCAAGGGAUGCCAUGGAGGCCUGCCGUGACCAGCCAUACAAGUGUCUCAGUUGCCGCACGUCAUCAGUGCGCUUCAGGCUCGCUAGUUGGAGGAGCAAAACUUACGACCUGCACCUCACUCAGCGCCUCGGUACCAUUCUGCUUAAACCAUAAGCCACAAUCAAGUGUGCUGCUGAGAGACAGUCGACGGUCUUGCCCACUCAGGCUAUGAGGGCGUGCGUGUGGCCAGGCGUGCUAGCAAGGCACUCCCACUGACCGUACUGUCACGUCACUCUCAUAAGCUUGCAGUUGUUAAGAAAAAUUAUACAAAAACAAAAUACGAAAUUUUCAGAAUAAUUUGCAAAUGCAGAUACGCUUGUAGGUUAGAAUAAGUAACGAGGAAUAUAUGAGUAAAGGUAACGUAAUUAUUUCGAACGUUUGAGAAAGUUGAUAAACAUCGCUUCCAAUUACAUGUCGAGAAAAACUUAACUUUACAUUAAGGGCCUUGGGUUGACACUCUAAACUUCAUGGACCGUGGCGUCCCAAGAACGGGCAUAACUGUCUGUCUGUCAGGCAUCGGCGGGCAGCUGGGAGAGGCCAGCCUGCUCACUCACCCACCCGCAUGCUGCCUCGCUGCCUCUCCACCCAGCCGUUGCCUUGGGGCCUUGGCGUUUUCUUCACUUACUUACCCAGCAACUGUUCCAAGGGCGUAAAUUUCUGCUUCUAUCAUCGUCUUCUUCACAACGGUCUUCGAUCCGGGGAAAUUUUUAAAAUCUGGACCUUCCUGUUGACCUGCCGGUGUGGUGGCGGUGUGGCGGGGCGGCGCUCACUGGGCGCCAGGCUGUGCCACCGCCAACAUGUCCCCUGCCCUGCUACUGUUGCUGUUGCUGCGCCCAUCUUUGUCACCUGGGUGGUGCUCCUUGCUGGUAGUCGGUCUGGCCUGCACCACAGCUCUCUCCGACCAGAGGCAGCCACCAUUAAUACAACGUGACAUCUCAGACGCAACAAGACACCGUGACCACCCGCACUGGACACCAGGAACUUUAUCACUAAAGAAGGAAGAAACAGAAGAGAUAGAAUAUGAAACUGGAAGAGGGAAAAGAAUACAAACUGAAUUGCAAAUGGAAGCAAAGAAGAAUGAGAUAGACAGGCGUAGCGAGAGGCGAGCAUCCUUGUUUCCAAUACUGAGAAGAGCCCCGCUGAUGGUCCAAAUCCCCGCACUCCUGCAACUCGGCAUCUCCCUGGGUGCACUCGGUGUGAGUUUCAUUCAAGUCUCGAAACGUUUGUUCAACUUUAAAGAUGACAGAUACCAGAAGGAAACAAAUGUUACAGCCACGAAGACUUUCCACGCCACGCCCAGGCCGAGGUACUGAUGGUGCAACACUGAAUUACGAGUACAUACUCAUACGUUUCUGUGCCUCAUGAUGGUCUUUUUAACAGACGCUACUAGAGUUUACUGAGGGUUUAUAAGGGGGUUUCAUAGUUAUAGAAACAAUUUAACAAGGAUUUUGAGUCAUCAGUAGAAAAAAAGCACAACACAUCACUCAAUCUCGAGAACCUUUGAAAAUUCCUAGUCAAAAUCAGAAGCGUUUUAGGAAAGCAAACCGUUAUUUACAGUGGAGAAUUGAUACUCUUGAAUUACUUAUGUUAUGUAUGUAUUUAAAACUGAAAUAAAAGGUAAUUCAAUCA
Portunus trituberculatus (swimming crab) is the source of this 3106-nucleotide messenger RNA. RefSeq lists its product as uncharacterized. The transcript is spliced from 4 exons. The record is from RefSeq and is a predicted model, not a curated record. NCBI's taxonomy places the organism in Eukaryota, Metazoa, Arthropoda, Malacostraca, Decapoda, Portunidae. Bases 2275 to 2790 code for a protein of 171 amino acids.